GCGAAAGAGGCGGGACAAAUUGCCGCGGGUUCAGUGCCGCCACUGGAACCGGGAGAUGCGGCUCAGGAGCUGUCGCUGGGUUGGCUUUUACCUGAGUCUCGUUUCUUAUUGUGGCUCCUUCUGCGGUUUCGAUCAUGUUGUUACCCUCGGACGUAGCCCGGCUAGUAUUGGGUUACUUACAACAAGAAAACCUCACUUCUACCUGCCAGACUUUUAUUUUGGAAAGUUCAGACUUAAAGGAAUAUGCAGAACACUGUACAGAUGAAGGUUUUAUUCCAGCCUGCUUACUGUCCUUAUUUGGAAAAAACUUGACAACAAUUUUGAAUGAAUAUGUAGCUAUGAAAACAAAAGAAACAUCAAAUGAUGUCCCAGUAAUAAUGUCAUCUCUGUGGAAGAAGUUGGACCAUACACUUUCUCAAAUCAGGAGCAUGCAAAGUUCCCCAAGGUUUGCUGCCAAUCAGAGAGCCCGAACAAGAAGUGGAAUUGCAGAAAUCAAACGGCAGAGAAGGCUUGCAUCUCAAGCAGCUCCAGCAGCUCCUGUCAGUUCAGAGUUGAUGAACUUACCUUGUCUUUCAGGACAAUUUACCACUUCUCCUUUGACAGGUACACAAGCUAUUCGACCAAGUGGCCAAAUUUCAAAUCCAUUGAGGUCAUAUUUUGUAGUGGUCAACCAUUCACAGUCACAAGAUACUGUAACCACUGGAGAGGCUUUAAAUGUCAUUCCUGGUCCUCAGGAAAAGAAAACUCAAGCCAGUUUAAUGUCUCCUGGUAGACGCAAAAGUGAAUCUCAAAGGAAAAGUACCACUUUGUCUGUCCCUCAUUCAACAAUACGGAAUUUCCAGGAUCCAAACGCAUUUGCAGUAGAGAAACAAAUGGUUAUUGAAAAUGCACGUGAAAAAAUACUAAGCAACAAAUCUCUUCAAGAAAAGCUAGCAGAAAACAUUAAUAAAUUUUUGACUAGUGAUAACAAUAUUGCUCAAGUACCUAAACAAACAGAUAACAACCCUACUGAGCCAGAGACUUCAAUUGAUGAACUUCUGGGACUUCCGAGUGAAAUCCACAUGUCUGAAGAAGCUAUACAGGAUAUAUUGGAACAGACAGAAUCAGACCCAGCAUUUCAGGCGCUCUUUGAUCUCUUUGACUAUGGUAAAACAAAGAAUAAUAAAAAUAUGUCACAAAGCAUUUCCAGUCAGCCUAUGGAAACCAAUCCCAGUAUAGUCUUAGCAGAUGAAACUAAUCUAGCAGUUAAAGGUUCUUUUGAAACAGAAGAAUCUGAUGGUCAAUCUGGUCAGCCCCCAUUUUGUACAUCUUACCAGAAUGAUGAUACAUUAAAUGCUUUGAAGAAUGGCAGCAACCAUGAUGUGAUUAGACAGGAAGCCCAGGAAAAUUUUUCCCAAAUAAGCUCUAGCAUCCAGAAAAAGGCCUUUAAAACAGCCAUACCUACUGAACAGAAGUGUAACCUUGACAUUACCUUUGAGUCUGUGCCUAAUUUGAAUGACUUUAACCAAAGAGGAAAUUCUGAUCCUGAAUGUAAUCCGCAUUGUGCUGAAUUAUACAGCAAUCAGAUGUCCACUGAAACUGAAAUAGCUAUAGAGAUUGAAAAAAAUUCGUUGUCUCCAAAUGUGCCGAAUGCAUCUCAGUUACAGCUUGAUCAGGCUAAUAUACCAAUAAGUUCAUUUGUUUCACUUGGUGGUGAAACUAACAAUGAAAAAUUAAUUCUCUCUGGGAAAGGUUCUCAACUUUUAUCCCAAAAUACUUCACUGACUGGAAAGCCAUCUAAAAAAAGUCAGUUUUGUGAAAGUUCUAAUGAUACAGUGAGACUUAAAACUAAUUUUUGUGGUUCCAAGUCACCAGAUCCUAGUGAAAUUCAUAAGAGUAAAAUUGAAAUUGAUAAUGUGUUACCAGUUAUGUCACAACUAUCAAAUUGCCAAGAUAAUUCUGCACUUCACAGUAAAAUAUUGCCUGUGUCUGUUGAAAGUUCAAGUUUAAAUGUAUCUGGACAAGUAGAAAUUCAUCUUAGAGAGUCGAUGUCUUCAAUUAAACAACCAUCUAAGGAUUCAACAUCUGUUGAGUUAAAUCAUACAGAAAACGAAACUCAGCCAUCCAAGUCUGAGAAUUCACAAGAGCCUUCAUCAUCUGUAAAAGAAGAUACUAUUUUUCUCUCUUUAGGUAGAAAUGAUAACUGCGGGGAAGUUGCAUUGAUGCCUCUGGAAGGUAAUCCUAUAGAAAAUAGUCACUCUCUUCCUUCAGAAUCCAUGUGUCCUUCAGGGGGAGAUUCUCACCCUGAGUCCCAAAGUACUGAUGAUAAACCUUCUAGUGACAACUCAACAGAGAUAGAUGCAUCAAAUAUCGUCUCUCUCAAAAUUAUCAUUAGUGAUGACCCAUUUGUUUCCUCAGAUGCUGAACUUAACAGUGCCGUUUCUAGUAUCAAUGGAGAAAACUUGCCAACUAUAAUUUUGUCCUCUCCUACUAAAUCACCUGCCAAAAACACAGAAUUAAUUAAAUGCCCGUCUUCAGAAGAACCUGCAGGUACUAUUGUAUCUGCUGAAGUAGGAGAUUCAGCCUCAAUGGAACAGAACCUUUUAGCACUCAAACCUGAAGACUCUACAACAAACAACACUCAGAAUGAAGAUGGCAUUGCUUUUUCAGCCAAUGUUACACCAUGUGUUUCCAAGGAUGGAGGAUAUAUACAGUUGAUGCCAGCCACAAGCACAACUUUUGGCAAUUCAAAUAAUAUUCUGAUAGCCACCUGUGUGACUGAUACAGCAGCCUUAGGAACAACUGUAAGUCAGUCUAAUGUGGUAGUGUUGCCUGGAAAUUCUGCACCUAUAACUGCUCAAUCUUCGCCACCUCAGUUACAAACACCACCAAGGUCAAACAGUGUAUUUGCUGUCAACCAAGCUGUGUCACCAAACUUUUCACAAGGAUCUGCCAUAAUAAUUGCUUCUCCGGUCCAGCCUGUGCUUCAAGGAAUGGUAGGAAUGAUCCCAGUAUCUGUAGUUGGACAGAAUGGAAAUACCUUUUCUGCUCCUCCUCGGCAGGUCCUUCACAUGCCUUUGGCAGCACCUGUGUGCAAUAGAAGUAAUCCUCAAUUCCCCGUCUCUCCAAAAUCUCAGAAGGCUCAGGGACUAAGAAACAAGCCUUGUAUAGGAAAACAGGUAAAUAAUUCGGUGGAUUCCUCAAGUCACUCAGUUGGAUGUCCUGCACAAAGAAUUGAAGUUUCUGACAAGAAUAUGGUCAUAGAUCCUGGAAAACAAUUGGAAGAAAUCUCUAUUCCCUUCUCAGUAGAGAAUACAGUGCCAGCUAGCAAACCAUUUGAAAGCCACAGACGUGUGCUCUGUUUUGAUAGCACUGCUGCUCCUGUGGCAAGUACACAGGGGCCAAACCAUAAGAUGGUGUCUCAAAACAAAGAAAGGAAUGCAAUUUCCUUUCCUAAUCUUGACUCACCCACUGUGUCCUCCACCUUAAAACCCCCUUCUAAUAAUGCUAUCAAAAAAGAGAGAGAGAAACCUCCUAUGCCUAAGAUUUUAUCUAAAUCAGAAACUGCAAUUAGCCGACAUACCACUGUAAGAGAAACUCAGUCAGAAAAGAAAGUUUCACCAACAGAAAUUGUGCUUGAAUCUUUCCACAAAGCAACAGCUAAUAAGGAGAAUGAAUUAUGCAGUGAUGUGGAAAGGCAGAAAAAUCCAGAAACUGCGAAACUGUCAAUUGGGCAGCAAAAUGGCGGUUUACGGAAUGAGAAAACUAUAGCUUCACUGCAAGAAGUAACCAGAAAACAAGGCACAUCCUCAAACAGUAAAAAUGUCAUUUCAAUAGGUACAGCUGUGAAGGAUCUAAAACAAGAACAAACUAAAUCUGCCAGUUCUUCGAUUACCACAGAGAUGUCACAGGAUGUUCAUUGGCACAGCCCAGUAAAUCGGCUUGCUGAUAGCAGUGAUUUACCUGUACCCCGGACACCUGGCUUAGGGACAGGGGAAAAACAUAAAGAGGAACCUACAGAUGGUAUCAAAGCCCCCUCUAGUAGACGUUUUGGUGAAGACAGUAGCACACCCAAAGUAAUGGUCCCUCCUGUCACCCCUGACUUGCCUGCCUGCAGCCCUGCCAGUGAAACAGGCAGUGAAAACAGUGUAAACAUGGCUGCCCACACCUUAAUGAUUCUCUCCAGAGCAGCCAUCUCUAGGACUACUUCAGCAACUCCUCUGAAAGAUAACACACAACAAUUUAGAGCAUCUUCAAGGAGCACCACAAAAAAGCGGAAAAUUGAGGAAUUAGAUGAGCGUGAGCGAACCUCUCGUACUUCUAAUAAAAACCUUGCAAAUUCAUCAAUACCUAUGAAAAAGAAGAAAAUUAAGAAAAAGAAGCUGCCAAGUUCAUUUCCAGCUGGAAUGGAUGUGGACAAAUUUUUGUUAUCGUUGCAUUAUGAUGAGUAAACAUUCUAAACAUAUAAGAACAGUAGCUAUUUAAAACUUGUAUCCCUUAAACUAUGAGUGUAGGGAAUGGGAUAUUGACAGAAUCUGAAAGCAUGUCCUGCACUUUCAUUGUACUGAAAUUUCACUUUAUAUCUAAAUCAUGCUGUUUCUAAAGCAGCCUCCUACGUUGUAAAUAGACUUACUUGGUAUAUUUUAUUUUGGAAAAAACAUUUGCAGAAAUGUAAGUAAAGCCAAUCUGCAAAACUGUAUAGCUUUGACAAUUGCAUAUUGUAAAUAUUGUAUAAAUCUUGUUGAAAUAGAGGUUAAAUCAACCUAAUGUUCUUACACUGUGUUUUAUUUUUACUUCUUAUGAUCCCUAAUUCUGAAGCUUAUUCAUCUGGAAUAGUUUCUUACUUCUUUUGAAGGAAAAUGAUGCUUAUCCUUAUAAAUCACCCUCAGUAAUUGUUCAACAAGACAUUUAAAUACAUAGCUACUAAGUACUACAAAAUGAUAACCACCUCAACUGGUAGUGAAGUUUCUAAUCAGAAAUCAACAGUUUGAUGGGUUUCUUUUAGACUGAAUAUUUUACCAGCCCUUCUUACAUUGGUAAUAAAGAUAAUAUUCCUAGAAUUUUA
Messenger RNA from Lemur catta (Ring-tailed lemur), 5044 nucleotides. Its product is annotated as protein NPAT. Lineage: Eukaryota; Metazoa; Chordata; Mammalia; Primates; Lemuridae. The coding region runs from base 135 to 4430 and encodes 1431 amino acids. The record is from RefSeq and is a predicted model, not a curated record. Gene Ontology annotation, cellular component: nucleus. Gene Ontology annotation, molecular function: transcription coregulator activity; protein binding. The transcript has 18 exons.